This is a messenger RNA of Mercurialis annua (annual mercury), 1548 nucleotides long. Its product is annotated as E3 ubiquitin-protein ligase ATL42-like. The coding region runs from base 116 to 1348 and encodes 410 amino acids. The record is from RefSeq and is a predicted model, not a curated record. The transcript has a single exon. Lineage: Eukaryota; Viridiplantae; Streptophyta; Magnoliopsida; Malpighiales; Euphorbiaceae.
CACAUCACUAUUCUUUCAUUGACCUCACAUAUAUACAUUUUGCUUAUUUUCUUGCACAUUAUAUCUUUAUAAUACUCUUGAAAUUAAUUCUGGGGCAUGUUUAAUUAUUUUUGCAAUGUAUCAACUAAUUAUUGUUCUUCAUCUUUCAAUCUUCUUCAUAUUUUCCGUCGAAGCGCAAUUUAAUUCGGUCGAAGUAGAAAGACCGACACAAGAUGCAGGCGAAACAAAUAAUUUCCAACCAAGUCUCGCUGUUGUAAUCGGAAUUCUCUGUAUUAUGUUUUCUUUAACUUUUAUUCUCUUAAUUUACGCGAAAUUCUGCCACCGAGGAUCUACAGUUCAUGGCGAUUCGCAGAAUAUUAAUCCUGAUCAACUAGUUCGAUCUGGAUCAACUUACUCAGGAAUCGACAAAACUGUGAUCGAAUCGCUUCCUUUUUUCAAAUUCUCGUCGUUAAAAGGAUCGAAAAAAGGGCUCGAAUGUGCAGUUUGCUUGUCGAAAUUCGAAGAUAUUGAAGUUCUCCGGUUGCUUCCUAAAUGCAAACACGCUUUUCAUAUUGACUGUGUUGAUCAGUGGCUCGAAAAACAUUCGAGCUGUCCUCUGUGCAGAUGUAAAGUAAGUUCCGAAGACGCCAAAAUUAUCGCGUUUUCGAAUAGUCUGCGGUUCUUGACGAAUUACCAAUCUGAAGCUCGAGAGGAUUCGGAUAUUGAACUAUUUGUGCAAAGAGAAGAGAGUGAUAAUCGUCGUGGUUCUUCGAGAUUUAGCAUUGGAAGCAGUUUCCGAAAAACCGAAAAGUUAGACGAAGAUGAAGCAAUAUUAAUCCAAGAACAAGAAGAUAAAUAUUCUGAUGAUGAUGAUGAUAAACAAGAUUUGCAUAAAUUCAAUCACAAGAUUAUUAUAUCGGAUUUCGUUCUCAAGAAUCGGUGGAGUAAUGUGAGUUCUUCUGAUCUAUUGUUCUUGAAUUCAGAAAUGAUUCAAGAUUUAUCAAGCAACCGAUUUUCUUGUUUAGAAUCUGAAAAUGAACGGUUUGCCGUUCACGAAAGUGAGCAGAAGAUGAAGAAUUGUAAUCCUUCUACUUCUUCGGAUCAUUCGAACAAGAUUUCAAAUCAAGAUUCGUCAAAUAUUAUUGAAAACCAAGCGUGUGAAAGAAGAUCAGUGUCUGAAAUAACUGGUUUAUCAAGAUUCAGAAAUUCGAAUAUUAAUAAUUCAAUUUCAGGUGAAAAUAAUUAUGAUAGAGAGGAUUAUAGAGUGAGGAAGCUAUGGUUGCCAAUUGCUCGGAGAACAGUUCAAUGGUUUGCUAGUAGAGAAAGAUCUGAACAGACUAUGAACACAAGACAAACAUUAAAUGUAUAAGAAAUUAGUUUAGAUUUCUCUCUUUUUAAUUUCUUUUUGUUUUAAUUCGACCAUUUGAUUUAUUUUCUUGGUUAUAUAAUUCAUACUUCAAGUUUUAGAAACUUGCUAACGUUUUUAAUUUUCUAAAAUUUGGCAUAUUGAUGGAUAGUACAAUGUAAAUACUGAUUUUUAAUGUUAAACUAGAAUAUGUGUUUUUUUAA